This is a messenger RNA of Effrenium voratum, 176 nucleotides long. NCBI's taxonomy places the organism in Eukaryota, Dinophyceae, Suessiales, Symbiodiniaceae. The record is from the annotation of a GenBank genome assembly.
UACCUGUACGACCUUAUGCUAUUCCACUAUACCACCUCAUGAAGUACCUCUACGACCUCAUGCUGCACGACCUCAUGAAGCACCUGUACGACCUCAUGCUGUACCACCUCAUGGUCUGCCUCAUGGACUACCACCACAACAUCACCUUCUACAUCCCCACAUCCACUUCCUCAUGA